This is a messenger RNA of Tetrapisispora phaffii CBS 4417, 1767 nucleotides long. RefSeq lists its product as uncharacterized. Bases 1 to 1767 code for a protein of 588 amino acids. Gene Ontology annotation, cellular component: membrane. The transcript has a single exon. The record is from RefSeq and is a predicted model, not a curated record. Gene Ontology annotation, biological process: transmembrane transport. NCBI's taxonomy places the organism in Eukaryota, Fungi, Ascomycota, Saccharomycetes, Saccharomycetales, Saccharomycetaceae. Gene Ontology annotation, molecular function: transmembrane transporter activity.
AUGAUGUCAGAGUCAUUCAACGACCUUAGUAAUAAUAUACCCAAUUCAAGUACUAUACACAAUGACAGAGACAAUGAAGAGAUCAGAAACAGUGGCGAAAGGAAUGAGGUUGAGCCGUUGCUAAGCAAUAAUACGUACUAUAAUCAAAAUCCAGAUAUGGUUAUUGAACAAACGGGUAUUGGAUUAUAUGAAAGUAUAAUAUCAGAUCAGAAUCAUGAGUUCGAAACUGAAGAAACAAGAUGGCUAAGGGACUUUAGACUAAAGCAUACACAUCUACCGUGGCAUAAGAAACCAAGUAUAUACUUGUUAAGUUUCGUAGUCGGCUUAAUUAGUUUAGCUGAUAUAAUGAUUAAGGCACCAAUAAUUCCUUUACAAAUGGAUAAGAUUUGUGAAGCUAUACUAGAAUACAAUAAUGAUACUAAAAUAUGUGAUAAGUCAGAUGUUCAAGAAAUUCUUUCGAAAGUUACUUCAUUUUCCUUACUGCUAUCUGGAAUAAUCUCGUUAAUAUUUAUAUCAAAAUGGAAUGCAUUAUCUGAUAAAGUUGGUCGUGUGCCAAUUUUUAAAUGUAUUGGUAUAAUUAAAUUACUGGGAUUAUUAUUGCAGAUAUAUUCAGUUGCACCAAGAACAAAAGUUACACUUUGGGUAUUUGUAAUACCAAAUAUUAUUGAUGCAUUUUCAGGAGGUGCCUUCACUAUUAUUUCGACAUCAAAUAGCUAUAUAACAGAUAUCAUGGAUCCUGAGACGGUUACUGUUACUAUUAGUUUUAUGAUGAGCGUUUUAUAUGGGACAAUUGGACUGGGUCCUCUUUUAAGUUCGAUUUUAGUCAAAUUUACCAGUAGUAACUUUUACGCUUUAUUUUUCAGUUUAUUUUUGAAUUUGUUAUAUAUAUUGAUUUGUUUUACCUCACUGGUAGAAACGAGACAUCCAGAGGCAAUGAAAAAAUCAAACUUAGAUCAUAAUAAAAGGUAUAGUGAAAUAUGGGAGCAAACUGAAGAGUGUAUUUCUAGACCUAAUAAUAAUUUUAUAAUAAGGAUAACAAGAGAACUAAUAGGUAGACUAGUUUCUCAGAUUUAUGUGCUUCUAUAUCCUUUGAAAAAUUUGUGGGCAGCAAGGGACUCAAAUGGAUCUAUAAAACCCAGGAUAAUUUUACUAACCUUAUUGAUAAUUGAUGCUCUGUACGUCUCCAGUACAAUCUGUACCAUACCAACUUUAGUGCUCUUCACAACUUAUAAGUAUAAUUGGACAUCGAUUGAAUUAGGUUAUUUUAUUUCAAUAACUGGGCUAGGACGAUGUGUAGUACUUCUGCUCAUCGCACCUUUUGGUUUACACUACCUGAAAAAGAAUUACCAAACUAAAACAAUAGCUGCUGAUAAAAUUGAUCUAACGUGCAUCAGAUAUCCUUUGUUUUUUGCAGCACUCUCUAAUGUAUUUAUGCUAUUUUAUGCAGACGAUAUUCGUUCAUUAAUAAUAUUGGUCGUAUGCCAAUGUUUAAGUAGUCUGGCAUCUCCUACAUUAAGUGGAACAAUGAUAAAGUAUUGCCCUUCACAUAAAACUGGAGAGAGUUUCGGUGCAAUGUCAUUUGUAACAUCUAUUAUUAUUUUUUCAAUUUCACCAAUAUAUUUAAGCAUAUAUGGGUCUAGUGUAACCACAAGACCUGAAAUAUUUUUAGUGAUACCGUUAACCUGUGGUACAUUGGCAUUCUUAUUAACAUUUUUUCUUGCCUAUUUAAUGGGACAAGAAGAGUCUAUGACAACGGAAACUGAAUAG